Messenger RNA from Populus euphratica (Euphrates poplar), 624 nucleotides. RefSeq names its product ethylene-responsive transcription factor ERF109-like. Gene Ontology annotation, molecular function: DNA binding; DNA-binding transcription factor activity. The transcript has a single exon. The coding region runs from base 1 to 624 and encodes 207 amino acids. Gene Ontology annotation, biological process: ethylene-activated signaling pathway; regulation of DNA-templated transcription. The record is from RefSeq and is a predicted model, not a curated record. NCBI's taxonomy places the organism in Eukaryota, Viridiplantae, Streptophyta, Magnoliopsida, Malpighiales, Salicaceae.
AUGGAUGCCUCCUCGUCGAACAAUUUGGUUCAAAGACGAGUAGACGAACACAACGCCAUAGUAUCAGCUCUUAAGCAUGUAAUCUCAGGUGGUAUUGAUCAUGGCAGUACUACCGGCCCAAUAGAGUACCAGAACCAACAGCAAAUCCUAGCGGCUGAUGAUGGUAAUGUGGGAGGGGGGAGCAGCAUAAUUUACGUUUCAGAUUCUGAGACGUGUCCGGUUUGCAAAUUGAGUACCUCCCAAUGCCUUGGUUGCGUCUAUUUCUCCAGUGGUACUACUGACCAAGAAGGAGGAGGAGGAAAUGAGGGCACCACAAAGAAGACAGGUAAAGGGAAAGGGAGGAAGAACAAGUAUCGGGGAGUCAGGCAGCGGCCGUGGGGAAAAUGGGCGGCGGAGAUAAGGGACCCAGGGCAGGGGUCUCGUUUGUGGCUGGGAACUUUUGAUAAUGCAGAGGAUGCUGCUAGAGCUUAUGAUAAGAAAAAUAUAGAAUUUCGUGGAAUUAGAGCCAUAACUAAUUUUCCACGAUCUGACUACCAAGUUCGAGAAAUGGAGCAAGAUAAGCCAAACAAGACGGGCAAAGCAAAGAAUGACGUAGGGGAAACUAGUCAGGUUGGUGAUAGUUAA